AUUGGAGAUAUUUAAACCAAGCAUCCCUCUCUCCCUUCUCUUUCCACUCUCCCACCUGCUACUCUCUUAGCCUUUCGCUCUUUGCGUUGUUUCCCAACUUGUUUUCCCCUUUUAUCUUUUCUCUCACUUUCUACAUUUUCAUCUGAAACUUGUUCUCUUGUCGACUUGCUUUGAUUCUUGUUGAGGAACCCGAAAAGCUUUAAUGGAAUCUUAAAUAACUUUGUUCUUCGUUUUCUUCUUUGUUCUUAUUUUUAACAAAAGAAAGGCACAACUUUCAUUUGUUGCGGGUGGAAGUGAGAAUAUGUCGAAGACUGGUGCAUUGGAUCUCGCCUCGGGUCUCGGUGGCAAGAUUGAAAAAACCGAUGUCCUUUCUGCUGUCGAAAAGUAUGAGAAAUAUCAUGUCCUUUAUGGAGGUAAGGAGGAAGCGAGAAAAGCCAACUACACUGACAUGGUUAACAAGUACUAUGAUCUGGUUACCAGCUUUUAUGAGUUUGGAUGGGGGGAAUCUUUCCAUUUUGCGCCUAGAUGGAAUGGGGAGUCUCUUCGCGAGAGCAUAAAGCGGCAUGAGCAUUUUCUUGCUUUACAACUUGGCUUGAAGCCUGGACACAAGGUGUUGGAUGUUGGAUGUGGAAUUGGUGGACCACUGAGAGAAAUUGCUCGAUUCAGCAAUAUAUUUUCUUGAAAGAGGCCUCUAAAUAUGUUUGUAUGGUGAUUUGCUGCAGCUCC
Theobroma umbraticum is the source of this 726-nucleotide messenger RNA. Its product is annotated as cycloartenol-C-24-methyltransferase 1-like. Gene Ontology annotation, cellular component: endoplasmic reticulum. NCBI's taxonomy places the organism in Eukaryota, Viridiplantae, Streptophyta, Magnoliopsida, Malvales, Malvaceae. Gene Ontology annotation, biological process: sterol biosynthetic process. The record is from RefSeq and is a predicted model, not a curated record. Gene Ontology annotation, molecular function: sterol 24-C-methyltransferase activity.